Eptesicus fuscus (big brown bat) is the source of this 1329-nucleotide messenger RNA. RefSeq lists its product as uncharacterized. NCBI's taxonomy places the organism in Eukaryota, Metazoa, Chordata, Mammalia, Chiroptera, Vespertilionidae. Bases 81 to 1052 code for a protein of 323 amino acids. The transcript has 14 exons. The record is from RefSeq and is a predicted model, not a curated record.
CUUCAAAACCUGACAGGGCUACAUCAGGAAAGAGAAGUCGGGUUCCAGAAUCCAUCAGCAUAUCUUCAUCAUCUCUUGAAAUGCAUUCAACAACCAGAGGAAAAGUAAAAUCUACAGGGACUGCCGCAAAACCUACCAAAACCGUCAAGAAACCUACCAGUAAACCUGUACCACCUACCGGAUUUGCUAAACCAAUUGCAAAAGUCUCAAAAUUUUCUCAAAGAGGUGGGAGAGCCAGACCUGUACCACCAAUUGAUAAUUUGAAAGAAGGUUCAAAGACAGGGGCAAAAAAUGUCACUAUAGAAGAAAGGAAAACUACACGGAAACAGGAUAAUCGUUUGGAAAUUCAGGCAGUCCCAUCACAAAAUAACCAAAAUGGUCCUAAAUACCCACACAAGGAAAAACUAAGCAGACCUAAGGAAAUUUCUGAAAAGGAACAAAAACAGAAAACUGAAUUGAAAAUUGAAGAGCUUCCUGAGAAAACUCAGAUUAAAAAAGAGAAGAGAGAGAAAAAAGACAAAAUGAAAGAUGUUGAGAAUGACAUGGACAUGGGAAAGGAAACAGAUAAGAGCCAAUCAAAGAAAGAAGAUGGUGAAAAUGAUGGUGAAAAAGGAGAAGAAAAGGUGAACGUGACAAAAGGGGGAGAAGAGAAGAAGGAUAAAGAUGAGAAUGAGGGUAAAGGCAAGAAGGGAGAUGAAGAUAAGACAGAGGACAAGGACACGAAGGGAGAUGAGGACAAGACAGGGGACAAGGACAUGAAGGGAGAUGAGGACAAGACAGGGGACAAGGACACGAAGGGAGAUGAGGACAAGACAGGGGACAAGGACAUGAAGGGAGAUGAGGACAAGACAGGGGACACGGACAUGAAGGGAAAUGAGGACAAGACAGGAGACAAGGACAUGAAAGGAGAUGACAAAAAGAAGGGCAAGGACCCAAAAGCAGAGCCUAUGGGGAAAAAUGAUAAAGUAAAGGUGGGUAAGAAGGACACAGACCAAGGUGGAGUUGCUGGGAAGAAAAAGAACAUUAAAAAAGGUAAUAUUAAAGAAAAAUAGCAACAGAUUUUACAAACAAAAUAGAAUUGAAUAGUUUUACUCCAAUACAUCAACUUCAAAAUCAGCUCCCGGUCUUUGUGGUGUAGUUAAAUUGAUAGACUCUUUACAUUCUCUUUAGUCACAAAGUUUCUAUAUCUUUGCUUGCAAUCUGGCAAGAUACCCUUCAGAAAUUUCAUCUUUUUAGAUCUUAGUCUCAAAUUUCAGCUUCCAAAUGUGUUUUUCAAAAUGUAUGUUCGUGAUGUGUCUUGUCAGGAAAUACAAUUUUUCUGAAAUAAAA